This is a messenger RNA of Verticillium alfalfae VaMs.102, 1521 nucleotides long. Its product is annotated as averantin oxidoreductase. The transcript is spliced from 7 exons. The record is from RefSeq and is a predicted model, not a curated record. Gene Ontology annotation, molecular function: iron ion binding; oxidoreductase activity, acting on paired donors, with incorporation or reduction of molecular oxygen; monooxygenase activity. Lineage: Eukaryota; Fungi; Ascomycota; Sordariomycetes; Glomerellales; Plectosphaerellaceae. The coding region runs from base 1 to 1521 and encodes 506 amino acids.
AUGGAAGCUAAACACGUUUGGUCUACUGAAGGUCCGUCAUCAACAAUAACCCUUCCAUGGGUCCCAGUUGUUGGGGUCAUAGCGGGUACGGUUCUUCUUUAUGUUAUCUUCACCGGAGUUUACAACAUCUGGUUUCAUCCGCUUCGGGCAUACCCUGGCCCCUGGUGGCUUGUCGCCAACCGACUGCCGUACACCUUGUCCGUCUUGCGGGGCACCGCAACUCGGCGGGCAAAGGCUCUGCAUGAGCAGUACGGCCAUGUUGUCCGUAUCAAUCCCGACACCCUGUCGUUCACUUCUGGGGCUGCAUGGCGUGAUAUCUACGGCUCUCAGUCAAGAUGCAACCCGGGCAUACCGAAAGAUCCCUACUUUUACAUGCAACAUCCAGGCCCAGCAAACAUUUCAACCCUCAACGACGAGGACCAUCAUCGUCUCCGGCGUGUCCAGCUCAAUGCCUUGUCUCCGAAGGCGUUGGCGUCUCAUGAGGUGCACGUCCGGCAUCAUGCUUCAGACUUGGUCUCUCAGCUCAGGUCCAGCGCUGAUGCGAAGACAGUCGUCGACAUCUUUCUGCGACUUGAGCUUCUCGUAACAGACAUCAUCAGCAAACUUGUACUAGGCGAGUCGUUUUUCCUGCUCGAGAAGGACGACCCUCAGCCUGGGCAUUUUGGUGUCUUCUCGGUCCUGAAGAAUCACACGUACGCACGCGAAAUGAUGCACUGGCCUAGUAUUUUCAGACGGGCCGUUGUCAGAUUCAUGACCAAGAAACCAGUGACACCAAAUCAUACAAUGUGGAUGACUGGGAAAGCGACACAGAAGCGGUUUCAAUGCGCCGGUGACGAGUAUGAUUACAUCUCGUGCAUGCAAAGGGGCAGCUCCAAGCUAAGAAUGUCGGAGGACGAAAUACGAGGCUCGACCACAGCAUUCAUUAUUGCUGGCAGCGAAACAACUGCGACGGCCAUAGCUGCAACCAUGUACCUGCUAUGCAAGAACCCACGGGUAUACAGUGCCCUCACCCACUCGAUACGCUCUGACUUUCCUCUGGAAUCAGACAUGACCAUGGCCAGACUUGCCCAGCAUGAGCAGCUGAACAAUGUCCUGCAAGAGGCACUCCGCUUGUAUCCCCCCGCGCCGGACAAUCUCUUCCGACGAACCGCCGACAACGCCAGUCUGGUGAUGGGAAAGAUUUUGCCACCAGACACGAGCGUCACGAUGAACGUAUGGGCUGCCCAUACUUCCGCUCUCAAUUUCCAUCGCCCGGAUGAAAUGCUGCCCGACAGAUGGUCGAGUCCGCGCCCAAAGGAGUUCGAAGGUGAUGAUAGGGGGGUUUUCAACCCUUUUGGAGUUGGCCCCAAAGACUGUUUGGGCAAAGGACUGGCGUGGAUGGAAAUGCGCAUCGUAGUGGCCUACCUUGUGUGGCACUUUCAAUUUGAACUCACGCCCGAAAGCGAAGCUUGGAUGGAUGGUCAGAAGGUGUUCAUGUUCUGGGAAAAGCCACCACUGAGGGUCAAAGUGAUGACGAGGUAG